AUGGCCCUCACUCACUACGAGAUCGAAGUCGUCACCGGGCUUGAAAGGGUUGGCUCUGCCUUGUCACUAGUUGGAGUCACUUUAGUCUUCAUCACCUACUGGAAGUUCAAGCGCAUUCGAAGCGUGCCGAAUCUCUUCAUCGUCUUCGCUUCAAUCGCCAACGUCGGCGCCAGCGUCGCGUGCGCCAUUGGCUACGAGGGACUCCGUAUGGGCGAGACUUCCGCUUUGUGUCAGGCUCAAGCAUUCUUGCUCGAAAUGUUCAUGCAAUCCGAUCCAUGGUGGUCUUUCGCCAUGGCCGUCAACGUUUACCUCGUUUUUUUCGCAGGCGCCAGCCCUUCCUCCUUUCGUGAAUAUCUUUGGGUCUACUGCGCCGUCUGCUUCGGCUUCCCCCUGGUUCCGGCUCUUGUCUGUCUCUUCCUUCGUCCACACGAUCCAAAUGAUUACAUCUACGGCAAUGCAACGUUGUGGUGCUGGAUAAACAAAAAAUGGGGCGAUCUUCGCAUCUUCACCUACUACAUACCCAUCUGGUUUUGCGUGCUCGGCUCGUGUGUCAUUUACUUCGCCGUCGGCUACCAUGUUUUCCACCACCGCAAUCAACUUCACAAUCUCACCUUCAGCAACAACGGAUGCGACGGCAAGCAAAUGACUUGUUCGGAUGAGCGGAAUUCUGCUGAAAAGAAUCUUACGGGCCGUACCGAGUUUUACGGCACCGCUGUCACGGAGGUACAAAUCACUACCAUGACGCCGAAGCCUUGGACACCCCAGCCACCGCCCGUAGCCAUGACAAAGGUCACGGCUGGUGACCAGCAGCCUCGCCAUCAGCGAUCAUGGCGCACAAGCGAAGAUGACGGCUCCCCCGGUCCUCGAUUCGAGACCACUUGUACAUCCGACCCGCCCCCACCGAAGCCGCGCCGUUCCGUAUUCCAACGAAUUGGGGCUGUCAGAAGCAAAUUCUCCAGCAGACUACAGCGUCUUGAUCCCGUAAAGCUCGCAUACCUUCGAACCAGUUUCAUCUUUGCCAUCUCGGUGCUGGUGACCUGGACACCGAGCUCGAUCAACAGAGUCUUCAACAUGAUCAGGCGUGAUGAGUCUCACUUUGGUCUGAAUGUCGCCAGCGCUACGGUACUUCCCCUUCAGGGUGUCUGGAACGCCGUUAUUUUCUUCAUGACCAGUUGGACGGUAUUCAAGGAGGAGUGGAAAGACAUGCGCGGUCGCCACCAGAUCCGGCUUGGAAGCUGCGGCGAAGACGGUCUACAUGGCGGUAUGAGAAUCGAGGUGCUACGAGGUGACCAACAAGAUCGGUUCAAGAGUGGUCGUUACGGACAUACAAAGACACUCGGCAGCGACCAGACGAGUGACAUUGAGUUGACGCCUCCCUCGGGCGUCGGCAACGUUCGAGCAAUGCGAGGUUCGUUCAGUAUAUGA
Colletotrichum destructivum is the source of this 1425-nucleotide messenger RNA. RefSeq lists its product as uncharacterized. Bases 1 to 1425 code for a protein of 474 amino acids. The record is from RefSeq and is a predicted model, not a curated record. Gene Ontology annotation, molecular function: G protein-coupled receptor activity. Gene Ontology annotation, cellular component: plasma membrane. Gene Ontology annotation, biological process: cell surface receptor signaling pathway; adenylate cyclase-activating G protein-coupled receptor signaling pathway. NCBI's taxonomy places the organism in Eukaryota, Fungi, Ascomycota, Sordariomycetes, Glomerellales, Glomerellaceae. The transcript has 4 exons.